AUGACCUUACACUUUGCGAGAGAGGAGAGCGCCGGCGAUGAGAGACCGGUUAUGUCGAAGACUAGAAGAGAGAAAGUGGUUGAGGAGACGCUGGAGAUCGAGCCGUUCACUAAUGAGAAGCGUUUGGCCAAUGAGUUCAGAAUUGACCGCUAUUUAGGCGCCGGAAGUUUUGGUGUCGUUCUCGAAGGCCGUCACAAAAUUGAUUACAAACAAUACGCUAUUAAACUCAUUUAUAUCUUCCAUGAAAACGAGGACAGCGCUGAUGCGGUGCGCGAAGAGUUUAACCGCGGGAUUAGAGAAAUCCGGGUUUGGGCUAAAGUACAGGACACGACAUGCGUUCAGUAUAGGAGCGCGUGGCUCGAGACCAGCGCUGAGGCCAGAAAGCGGUUCGUCCAGUACUUGGAACAGACGGACAGUUGGGUCCGCAAACAAUACGCGGAACAGUUGAACAGAAAACACUUCGCCAUUCUUCACAUUCAAAUGGAUUUGUGUUGGUAUUCAUUAAAACGUGUGUUGAUUCAAGUGCUCGAGUACUUUGAAAUGAUGAAUUGUCGCGAAUUCCUGCCACCGCUCGGCCACUAUAUCGGCGCCGAACUGUUAGCCGAAAUAGCGGACGCGUUGGGGCGACUGCACGGCGCGGGUGUCAUUCACCGCGAUAUUAAACCCGAUAAUAUACUGAUCCGCUACGACACCGACCGCCGGUUCGUACGGAUGGGUGACUUCGGACUCGCUGUCGAGCAUUUGCACGAUUCUCAUACACACACUCGUGGGGCCGGCGCUGAUCGAUAUAUGGCUCCGGAGGUGAAAAAUAGCCGCAAAUACAACCAAAAGGCCGAUAUGUAUAGCAUAGUAGAUUUCUAUGAGAUAACCGAAUAAAUAUCAGCAAUAAAUAGAACUAAUUGUUGUCAAAAACAUUUUAAAUUCUCAAAAUAAUAAUAGUGAGAGUAUUCUAACAAUAGUAUUGAAAAAUUAAAAAUCUUUGAUGCAUUUCCCGAAUUGUGGUUAACGUAUAGCAUCGCUGUGUGAUCC
This is a messenger RNA of Medioppia subpectinata, 1029 nucleotides long. Lineage: Eukaryota; Metazoa; Arthropoda; Arachnida; Sarcoptiformes; Oppiidae. The record is from the annotation of a GenBank genome assembly.